Messenger RNA from Rattus norvegicus (Norway rat), 2549 nucleotides. It is a transcript of the gene Frat1, whose product is annotated as FRAT regulator of WNT signaling pathway 1. NCBI's taxonomy places the organism in Eukaryota, Metazoa, Chordata, Mammalia, Rodentia, Muridae. The coding region runs from base 192 to 1013 and encodes 273 amino acids. Gene Ontology annotation, cellular component: nucleus; cytoplasm. The transcript has a single exon. The record is from RefSeq and is marked validated.
GGCUCCCGCGGCUCUCAGGCGCGCGGUGCCACUGCCCGGUGGUCCCGGCUUCCUCGGCCCCAGGCUCGGCACCCGCCCAGCCCGGGCCUCCGCCCCGCUCCCGCCCCCGCCCCAGCCGCGGCCCGCCGAGCCCGCGGCCAACCAAGCCGCCAGAGACGCCUGCACAGCCGCGGGGGCCCGGGCGGGGGGCCAUGCCUUGCCGGAGGGAGGAGGAGGAGGAAGCCGGCGAUGAGGCGGAGGGGGAGGAGGACGACGACAGUUUCCUCCUGCUGCAGCAGUCGGUGACUCUGGGCGGCUCGACCGACGUGGACCGGCUCAUCGCCCAGAUCGGCGAGACGCUGCAGCUGGACGCGGCGCACGACGGUCCGGCCUCGCCGCGUGCGGCCCCGGGUCCCCCGCCCGCGCCCCCGGUCCUGGCGGCGCUGCCCGCAGACAAGGCCGGGGCCCCGGCGAGGCUGCUGCGGCCGGCGACAUCAGGGGAGGCCGGAGACCCUGCGCCCCCGGGGGCGGUGCGCUGCGUGCUGGGGGAGCGCGGGCGCGUGCGGGGCCGGGCGGCGCCCUACUGCGUGGCGGAGAUCGCCCCGGGCGCCAGCGCUCUGCCCCAGCAGCCGGGCUUUGACGGACCCCCAGGGACCGGCAAACUAAACACCCCGCAGCCACUGUCCGGCCCGUGCCGGCGAGGUUGGCUCCGGAACGCAGCCGCGUCCCGCCGCCUGCCACAGCGACGCGGAUCUCAGCCGGAGACCCGCACCGGCGACGACGACCCGCACCGACUCCUGCAGCAGCUCGUGCUCUCGGGGAACCUCAUCAAGGAGGCGGUGCGGAGACUUCAUUCGCGACGGCUACAGCUACACGCAAAGCUUCCCGCACACCCGUUCCUCGGGCCCCUGUCAGCCCCGGUGCAUGAGCCGCCUUCGCCCCAGAGCCCUCGCGCGGCCUGCAGCGACCCUGGCGCUUGCGUGAGGAGGGCGCAGCUCAGAACUGGGGACGACCUUCUUGUCCCUGGCAGCUAACAACCUAGGUGGCCACACCACCAGCCUGCAGCGGGGGACCGAGGAAUUCACCCAGGGCUUCACCCAGCCUGAGCUGGUGGAGGACUCGAGCACUUGGAAACGGGAAAUUAAGCUAAGGAAGACAGCCAAAAUAUCGCAGAUAUUUUCAUGGAUAACUGAAGUUGAGAGCCCCAAAUUGUUUGAAAGCCAGGACUCAGGUUUGUUUAAAGGAGAUUCUAUAGAGCGCACCGCAGGCUGUCAGAAGGACUCCUUUUUUGGCGUGAUCCAACCUGGUCGCUGCAAUUCCGCGCAGACUCUCCUGGCCAAGCGGGCGACCACGUGGCCACGGUGCAUGCUCUCAGGAUCGGCUCAGCCAGCUGUGGAACGAAGGACGAUGAUCCCCGUUUACUCGCUGUACUUUUCAGGGCUGGUUCCUGAUCCACUUUGGGGGAGGGGGAAACAAGAAUGGACGUGAUUUCGGGGAGCUCCCCAAAAUGCCACACUUGAACAUUUUACGACAGUUAAAAGGCCAUCAUCUCAUCUUUUGCGGUGGUGGUUUCAAUGUAAAACAUGCGGUACCACGGGAGGACCCUCUUGGGGCUGAAUAGAAGUAACCGUUUUCUGUCUGUCCCCUCUUUUUCAACGGGUUGCUGUUAAGAGUGUUGAAGGGGAAAGCUGUACCCCACGAGUGGUAGGAGGCGGCAGUGAGCGGUGUUGGGUGUUGGAAGGGAAUGGCGAAGCACGGAGUUGCCUUCGAAAGUGUUUUUAAAGGAGACCCAUCCCUCUUCGGGUUCAAGGUCACUGUCUCCUGAGUGUGCACCUUGCAGCUACACUGAGACUAACCGUAUUACCUUACUGGGAGAAGAGCACACUGUUUUGCAAAUUCAGGAGUCCUCUAAGGACACUCCUGCCACCUCCCAGAAGGGGUGGCGAUGGCGGGUGCUUGAGAGUCUGUGCUUCUCUCCGGAGGCCACCGCCCCUGCCCCUCCUCCCGACUUGCAAACACACUGCCUUGAGACAGUGACCGAGUACCACCUUUCCCCCUUGGUUCUGCUGCCCUACUCCAGCAGGGUGGCUCUGAUGACGCUAGAUGCCAGGGACGUUCCACAUAAUGGGUGCUCCAGGGACACAGCUUGGGACAUAGUCUCACACAGCCGCUUAUCCUGGGCUCUCGGGGCCAUUUGUAACAGCUGCAGUUCCCUGGAUAGACAGUUGAUUUCCUCCUCCUGACCCUCCCCCAGCUGUGCCAGCUCGCCUUUGUAAGUGAAGGAAAUGUGAAAAUAGUAGAAAAUGUGACCCUCCAAAUGGGAAAACUGCAGGCUUUUUUUUUUUUUUUUUGCUAUCGUGACUGUGAAGUGCUUGGAAAUACUGUCCACUCUGAGCGACCGUUUCGUUUUAGAUUCAUGGAGUCAAUGGCUUGUUCAGCACCCAGAUGUGGCUAUUGACGUAUCUACACUUCGCACCGGAGUGACUGGAAUUGUGGCUGUCCUGAUUAUAGGAUUUUAACUUAACUGAAAUAACUGUUUUUGAAUAAAUGUGUUGGGUUCCCCACCACCA